GUGUGCGAACGCGCGUGUGCGUGUGCUCCCCGCUCCCGGGGCUGGCUGGCAGCAGGGCCCCCCUUCUCCAUCCCCCCGGAUCCGGAUCCGGCCCCAUUCCCCCCCUCCACUCCCCGCUUAUUUUUCCUGUUGUUUGGCGGGGUUGGGGCGGGGGCCGGGCGGGAUCCGGCCCCUUUGCCAACGGGGAUUUUUGGGGGGGAUUAUUCGCCGUUUUCUUCCCGCUGGGAUUUUUUUUUUUUUUGCUGCAACAGAAAGAAGACGGGCGCAAGGCAUGGCAUGAGCUUCGGGAGACAGGGCUGGAGAGACACCCGUGGAAGAUGUCGAACCCGAGAAACGGCGACACCAAGCCCCCAUGUUUGCCCCGCAAUGGACUGGUGAAGAUCCCCACGCAAGCCAACGGCCUCGGCUCCGCCAGCAUCACCAAAGGCACCCCCGCCGUGAAAAACCGCCUGUGCCAGCCUUCCUCCGUGCCUGCCAUCCUCAGCCCGGCCUUAGCCCACCGCAGCGACCUGCCCAUCCCCAGCCUGGCCUCCCCGCUCUCCUUGGCCACCCUGGCCAGCGUGUCCUCCCCUCCCGGCGCUUCCUUGGUGGGACUGAACGCCAGCGAGGGCUCGGAGCAGCCGUCCCCGGAGCGGCUGCCGGGCUCGCCCUCGGAGAGGCAGCUGGCCGUGGACGAGAAGAUCCUCAACCGCCUGUUCUGGUACUUUUCGGCGUGCGAGAAGUGCGUGCUGGCGCAGGUGUGCAAGGCAUGGCGGAGGGUGCUCUACCAGCCCAAGUUCUGGGUGGGCUUGACGCCCGUCCUGCACACCAAAGAGCUCUACAACGUCCUGCCCGGGGGAGAGAAGGAGUUCGUCAGCCUGCAGGGCUUCGCCGUCCGCGGCUUCGACGGCUUCUGCCUCGUGGGCGUCUCUGACCUGGACAUUUGUGAGUUCAUUGACAACUACCCCCUCUCCAAGAAGGGGGUCAAGUCCAUGAGCCUUAAGAGGUCGACCAUCACAGAUGCGGGGUUGGAGGUGAUGCUGGAGCAGAUGCAGGGCGUGGUGCGGCUGGAGCUGUCGGGCUGCAACGACUUCACGGAGGCCGGGCUGUGGUCCAGCCUCAACGCCCGCAUCACGGCGCUGAGCGUCAGCGACUGCAUCAACGUGGCCGACGACGCCAUCGCCGCCAUCUCGCAGCUCCUGCCCAACCUGACCGAGCUCAACCUGCAAGCCUACCACGUGACGGACACGGCGCUCGCCUACUUCACCGCCAAGCAGGGCUACACCACCCACACCCUGCGCCUCAACUCCUGCUGGGAGAUCACCAACCACGGCGUGGUCAACAUGGUGCACAGCCUGCCCAACCUGAGCGUGCUCAGCCUCUCGGGCUGCUCCAAGGUGACGGAUGACGGAGUGGAGCUGGUGGCCGAGAACCUGCGGAAGCUGCGCAGCCUCGACCUGUCCUGGUGCCCCCGCAUCACCGACAUGGCCCUGGAGUACAUCGCCUGCGACCUGCACAAGCUGGAGGAGCUGGUGCUCGACAGGUGCGUGCGGAUCACCGACACCGGCCUCAGCUACUUGUCCACCAUGUCAUCCCUGCGGAGCCUCUACCUGCGCUGGUGCUGCCAGGUGCAGGAUUUUGGCCUGAAGCACCUCCUGGGCAUGGGCAGCCUGCGCCUGCUCUCACUGGCUGGCUGCCCCUUGCUGACCACCACGGGGCUGUCGGGGCUGGUGCAGCUGCAGGAGCUGGAGGAGCUGGAACUCACCAACUGCCCCGGGGCCACCCCGGAGCUCUUCAAGUACUUCUCCCAGCACCUGCCGUGCUGCAUGGUGAUCGAGUAGCGCCGGAGCCGGCCCGCCCCGCGCCCUCCCCGGCCGCCAUCGCCCACCCCAUCUCCCUCCGGCUGCGGGGGGAUUCGAGAGACGCCCCCGAUUCCAUCCGAGCCCGGACAUCCCCCGCAUCGCCGCCCCCGAGGGACGCGGGGCUCCGGGGGGAGAUGGGGGCAGGAGCCCCCCCCGGUACCAUGUAAAUUCCCCCCACGCCGCCGCCACCGCCCGUGCUCCUCCCGCUGUCCUGCCAAUCCCUUCCGGACAGACGAACGGACAUCGUGGAAGCCCAAAGUGGGAAGGCGACGCUGUGUGACCCCCCCCGGCCGCAUCCUGCUCCCCCCGCCCCGGUGCCAGCGCCACCGAGGAUGCUCCAGGGCACCAAAGGACGCUCGCAGGGAUGGCCAGAGGAGGAUGCUGAUUUUGGGGUGGCGGCGGAGGCUGGAUGGGUCCCCUGACGCCCCCGGAGCGGGUCACCGAGCUCACCCCCCGUCCCCGCGCUGCGUGUGCCCUCCAGCCCCCCGCCCCGCCUUUGGGGCGCUCUCCCCCGGUGAAUAGGAUGUCCCUCUCCGCCCGCCCGCCGCCCUCGCAUGCUCGCUUGCUUCAGUCUCGUGCUACGGCAGGUUUCGGGGUACCGGGGGGGACGGUGACAAGUGACAGCCCCACUGAGCCCCUCCACGCGCCGGAUCCCGCCCCGGGCUGCCCUGGCGACAUCCCCCGCGCCCGGGGUACCCUCCUGCACCCCGCGGGGCUUGGGGGGCGAUGCCACCGCCGGGCAGCGACCCAUCCGUCUGGGAUGGGACAUCCCGGGGCACCGGGGCCGGGGCGGAGCCACCGCGGCGGCACCGGCAGCACAGAGAGACCGCGGGAGGUGGCACCUCGGACGCACUGCCACCACUGCCACCGCUCUUCCAGCUGAAAAGCCAUCGCCCCCGUGCCAGCGGCAAGCGGGGCACCGGGGGGACCCCCGGGCUGAGCCGAGAUGGGACCGAGCCGGAGCGGGGCUGGGGGAGCCAGCGCGGGAGGGGCUCGGUGCCCCCGGGCAGUGCCCGCCCCGUGCCACAGCCAUGGGAGGAGAGUGGGCACGGACACGGGCACGGGCACGGGAUGGGCACGGACACGGACACGGACACGCUUUCGGUUUGUUUUGCCUUUGUACCGGCCGGGAAGGAACUGCUGCACCAAC
Melozone crissalis (California towhee) is the source of this 2991-nucleotide messenger RNA. RefSeq names its product F-box and leucine rich repeat protein 16 (gene FBXL16). Gene Ontology annotation, biological process: SCF-dependent proteasomal ubiquitin-dependent protein catabolic process. Gene Ontology annotation, cellular component: SCF ubiquitin ligase complex. The transcript is spliced from 6 exons. Bases 318 to 1820 code for a protein of 500 amino acids. Gene Ontology annotation, molecular function: protein binding. Lineage: Eukaryota; Metazoa; Chordata; Aves; Passeriformes; Passerellidae. The record is from RefSeq and is a predicted model, not a curated record.